This is a messenger RNA of Odocoileus virginianus texanus, 8914 nucleotides long. The record is from RefSeq and is a predicted model, not a curated record. NCBI's taxonomy places the organism in Eukaryota, Metazoa, Chordata, Mammalia, Artiodactyla, Cervidae.
AUGCAUGGGGUUUUGGAGGACGACAUUCUGUCCUCGUCUGCUGGUGGCCCCCCGUUCUGCAAGGUCGUCCCCCCCACACCUGCCCCGCCCUUUGACCCCAUAAUGCAGGGUUCUGGACACACCAAGCCACAGUUGUUUGGUAUCAAAUCAGUCAUUCAGACGGACUGUUCCAGCACGUGGAAGAUCAUUGCCAACCCCGACCUGUCCUGGUACCACCACGCCAACCCCAUCGUCCUGCUGGUGAUGUACUACACGCUGGCCACUCUGAUCCGAAUCUGGCUGCAGGAGCCCGUUGUAAGGACCAGAAGUUUUCAUGGUCUUGUCUGCAAAGUAGCAGGAGACUCCGGGGAAAGGGUGCAGGAAGAGAGAACCAAAGAGGAGGACAGAGCCCUGGCCUGCAGCCCCACACCCAUCACGGCCGAGAGGAGGCGGAGCCUGUGGUACGCGACCCACUACCCCACGGACGAAAGAAAACUUUUAUCCAUGACUCAGGAUGACUACAAGCCGUCUGACGGCCUGCUGGUGACCGUGAACGGCAACCCCGUGGACUACCACACCAUCCACCCCAGCCUGCCGCUGGAGAACGGUCCUGCCAAGGCUGACCUGUACUCCACGCCGCAGUAUCGCUGGGAGCCCGCUGCCACCUCCCCGGAAAAGAAGGAGGAGGACGAUGAUGAGAAAGAAGAGUUUGAGGCGGAGCGGAGCCGGGAGGAGAAGAGGAGUGUCAAAGUGCACGCCAUGGUGUCUGUGUUCCAGUUCAUCAUGAAGCAGAGCUACAUCUGCGCCCUUAUCGCCAUGAUGGCCUGGAGCAUCACCUACCACAGCUGGCUGACCUUCGUGCUGCUCAUCUGGUCCUGCACCCUGUGGAUGAUCCGCAACCGGAGGAAGUACGCCAUGAUCAGCUCCCCCUUCAUGGUCGUCUACGGAAACCUGCUGCUCAUACUGCAGUACAUAUGGAGCUUCGAGCUCCCUGAGAUUAAAAAGGUCCCAGGAUUCUUAGAAAAGAAGGAGCCGGGGGAGCUCGCCUCAAAGAUUCUGUUCACCAUCACAUUCUGGCUGCUGCUGAGACAGCACCUCACAGAGCAGAAAGCUCUCCAAGAAAAGGAAGCUCUUCUGUCUGAGGUCAAAAUCGGAAGUCAGGAAAGUGAAGAAAAAGAUGGUGAACAGGAUGUGCAGGGGGACAGCGAGGCUCAGGAGAAGGAGGAAGAAGAGCAGCCGAAGGAGGAGCAGCAGGAGCAGAGAGAGGAAGAGGAGGAGGAAGAAGCGGACGAGCAGGACGUGAUGAAGGUGCUAGGGAACCUGGUGGUGGCCCUGUUCAUCAAGUACUGGAUCUACGUCUGCGGGGGGAUGUUCUUCUUCGUCAGCUUCGAGGGUAAAAUUGUGAUGUACAAGAUCAUCUACAUGGUGCUCUUCCUCUUCUGUGUGGCCCUGUAUCAGGUGCACUAUGAAUGGUGGAGGCGGAUCCUGAAGUACUUCUGGAUGUCAGUGGUUAUCUACACAAUGCUGGUGCUCAUCUUUAUAUACACAUAUCAGUUUGAAAACUUCCCAGGCUUGUGGCAAAACAUGACUGGACUGAAAAAAGAAAAGCUGGAGGACCUUGGCCUGAAGCAGUUCACGGUGGCCGAGCUGUUCACGCGCAUCUUCAUCCCUACCUCCUUCCUCCUGGUCUGCAUCCUGCACCUGCACUACUUCCACGACCGAUUCUUGGAGCUCACUGACCUGAAGUCCAUCCCCAGCAAGGAGGACAGCGCUGUCUAUAGCCAUGCCAAGGUCAAUGGGCGUGUGUAUCUGAUAAUAAAUAGGCUGGCCCACCCCGAGGGAAGCCUUCCGGACCUCGCCAUGAUGAAGCUGACUGCCAGCCUGGAGGUGGCGGAAGUCAAGCAGCUGGCUGGGCCUGUGGAGGAGACGCCGGGGGGAUGCCCUGCAAAAGCCAAGAAGGGCGAGCCUGGCAGGGACAGCGAGGAUGAGGAUGAGGACGAGGACGAGGAGGACGAAGAGGAGGAGGAGACGUCAGAUCUGAGGAACAAGUGGCACUUGGUGAUCGACCGCCUCACGGUGCUGCUCCUGCGGUUCCUGGAGGGCUUCCACCAGCUGCAGACAUUCUUAUGGUGGAUCCUGGAGCUGCACAUCGUCAAGAUUGUGUCCUCCUACAUCAUCUGGGUGUCUGUGAAGGAGGUGUCUCUGUUCAACUACGUGUUUCUGAUUUCCUGGGCUUUCGCUCUGCCAUACGCCAAGCUCCGCCGUCUGGCCUCCAGCAUCUGCACCGUCUGGACGUGUGUGAUCAUUGUCUGUAAGAUGCUGUACCAGCUGCAGACCAUCAAGCCUGAGAACUUCUCUGUGAACUGUUCAUUGCCAAAUGAAAACCAGACGAACAUCCCCCUGCACCAGCUGAACAAGUCUCUGCUCUACAGUGCACCCAUCGACCCCACAGAAUGGGUGGGCCUCAGGAAGUCAUCUCCUCUGCUUGUCUACCUGAGGAACAACCUGCUGAUGCUGGCCAUUCUGGCCUUUGAGGUCACCAUCUACCGCCAUCAGGAGUACUACCGAGGUCGAAACAACCUCUCAACCCCCGUGUCUAAAACCAUCUUCCACAACAUCACAAGACUCCAGCUGGAUGAUGGACUUGUUAACUGUGCCAAGUAUUUCAUCAAUUACUUCUUCUACAAGUUUGGUCUGGAGGUGAGUUUCCUUGCUGACCUCCAGAGUGCAGACUACCCCUGGAGAUUCAAGGGCGCCAGCUUCAAUGACAACAUCGUCAAGUGGCUGUACUUCCCUGACUUCAUCGUUCGACCCAACCCCGUGUUCCUUGUGUACGAUUUCAUGCUACUCCUGUGUGCCUCGCUGCAACGGCAGAUCUUUGAGGAUGAGAAUAAGGCCGCCGUGCGGAUCGUGGCAGGCGACAACGUGGAGAUCUGCAUGAACCUGGAUGCAGCCUCAUUCAGCCAGCACAACCCCGUGCCCGACUUCAUCCACUGCAGGUCAUACCUGGACAUGUCCAAGGUGGUCAUCUUCAGCUACCUCUUCUGGUUCGUGCUCACCAUCAUCUUCAUCACUGGGACGACCCGUAUCAGCAUCUUUUGCAUGGGCUACCUGGUGGCCUGCUUCUAUUUCCUGCUCUUUGGGGGCGACUUGCUGCUGAAACCCAUCAAGAGCAUCCUGCGCUACUGGGAUUGGCUGAUCGCUUACAACGUCUUCGUGAUCACAAUGAAAAACAUACUGUCUAUAGGAGCGUGUGGCUAUAUUGAAAAAUUGGUUCAAAAUAGUUGCUGGUUGAUCCAGGCAUUCAGCCUGGCCUGUACAGUCAAGGGCUACAAAAUGCCUGAUGAUGACUCCUCAUGUAAACUGCCCAGUGGGGAGGCAGGAAUCAUUUGGGACAGCAUAUGCUUUGCCUUCCUGCUGCUGCAGAGAAGAGUGUUCAUGAGUUACUAUUUCCUGCACGUGGUGGCGGAUAUAAAAGCCUCGCAGAUCCUGGCAUCCAGAGGGGCUGAGCUUUUCCAGGCCACCAUUGUGAAGGCUGUGAAGGCCAGAAUCGAGGAGGAGAAAAAGUCCAUGGACCAGCUGAAGAGGCAGAUGGACCGCAUCAAGGCCAGGCAACAGAAAUACAAAAAGGGUAAGGAGAGGAUGCUGAGCUUGACCCAGGAGUCGGGGGAAGGCCAAGAUCUCCAAAAACUUUCUGAAGAGGAUGACGAGAGAGAAGCAGACAAACAGAAAACCAAGGGCAAAAAAAAGCAGUGGUGGCGGCCUUGGGUUGAUCAUGCUUCCAUGGUCAGGAGUGGAGAUUACUAUUUGUUUGAAACGGAUAGUGAAGAGGAGGAAGAGGAAGAAUUAAAAAAGGAAGAUGAAGAGCCCCCCCGGAGGUCAGCUUUCCAGUUUGUUUAUCAAGCCUGGAUUACUGACCCUAAAACAGCACUCCGACAGAGGCGCAAAGAGAAAAAAAGAUCUGCAAGAGAAGAACAGAAAAGAAGAAGAAAAGAAUCUGGGGAGGGUCCUGUGGAGUGGGAAGACCGGGAGGAUGAGCCAGUCAAAAAGAAGUCUGAUGGACCAGACAACAUCAUCAAAAGGAUCUUUAAUAUUUUGAAGUUCACCUGGGUCCUGUUUCUGGCAACCGUGGACAGUUUCACAACGUGGCUCAACUCCAUCUCCAGGGAGCACAUCGACAUCUCCACCGUCCUGAGGAUCGAGCGCUGCAUGCUCACCAGAGAGAUCAAGAAGGGCAACGUCCCGACCCGGGAGAGCAUCCACAUGUACUACCAGAACCACAUCAUGAACCUGUCCAGGGAGUCAGGACUGGACACCAUCGACGACCAUGCUGGCCCUGCUGCAGGCGCACAGACGGCCCACAGGAUGGACAGCUUGGAUUCCCACGACAGCAUCUCCAGCGAGCCCACGCAGUGCACGAUGCUGUACUCGCGCCAGGGGACCACGGAGACCAUCGAGGAAGUGGAGGCUGAGCAGGACGAGGAGGUGCCCGAGGGGGUCCGGGAGGCCGAGUCCCCACAGGACCCCACAGAGGACGGCGAUGUGGAGGCCCCACCAUCGUACAGCAAGGCUGUCAGCUUUGAGCGCCUGUCCUUCGACUCCCGGGACGACUCGGCCGGCCAGACCCACAUGGAGGUCAGCCCAGAUGACAGCCGCUCAGACCGGCUGGAGGCCAGCAUCCUGCCACCCCUGACCCACGAGCUGACACAUUCUGGCAGGAUGUUCCAUGACGACGAGCUGGAGGAGUCGGAGAAGUUCUAUGUGGGGCAGCCACGCUUCCUGCUGCUCUUCUACGCGCUGUACAACACGCUGGUGGCCCGCUCUGAGAUGGUGUGCUACUUUGUCAUCAUCCUCAACCACAUGGUCUCCGCCUCCAUGAUCACCCUCGUGCUGCCUAUCCUCAUCUUCCUCUGGGCCAUGCUGUCUGUCCCCCGGCCCAGCAGGCGCUUCUGGAUGAUGGCCAUUGUCUACACGGAGGUGGCCAUUGUGGUCAAGUACUUCUUCCAGUUUGGGUUCUUCCCCUGGAAUAAGAAUGUGGAACUGAACAAGGACAAGCCUUACCACCCGCCCAACAUCAUUGGGGUGGAGAAGAAGGACGCCUACGUGCUCUACGACCUCAUCCAGCUGCUGGCACUCUUCUUCCACCGCUCCAUCCUAAAGUGUCAUGGCCUCUGGGACGAAGACGACAUCGUGGACAGCGGCUCGGACAAAGUGGACUCGGAUGAUGAGCUGUCCCUCGGCCACGGCAGGAGGGCCUCCUCCGACUCGCUCAAGUCCAUCAACCUGGCUGCGUCUGUGGAGUCGGUGCAUGUGACCUUUCCCGAGCAGCCGGCUGCCGUCCGGAGGAAGCGCUCCAACAGCGGCUCCCAGACGUCACAGGGAUCCAGCUUUUCCUCGAAUAGGUCCAAGAGAGGCAGCACAAGCACCCGGAACAGCAGCCAGAAAGGAAGCAGCGUCGUGAGCAUCAAGCAGAAGAGCAGACGAGAACUUUACAUGGAGAAGCUGCAAGAACACUUGAUCAAAGCAAAAGCCUUUACCAUAAAGAAGACCCUGCAGCUCUACGUGCCCAUCAGGCAGUUCUUCUAUGACCUCAUCCACCCCGACUACAGCGCUGUCACCGACGUGUAUGUGCUUAUGUUCCUGGCGGACACCGUGGACUUCGUCAUCAUUGUCUUCGGCUUCUGGGCCUUCGGGAAACACUCGGCCGCGGCCGACAUCACGUCCUCACUGUCCGAGGACCAGGUGCCGGGGCCCUUCCUGGUGAUGGUGCUCAUUCAGUUCGGGACCAUGGUAGUGGAUAGGGCACUCUACCUCAGGAAGACCGUCCUGGGAAAGGUCAUCUUCCAGGUCAUCCUGGUGUUUGGGAUUCACUUCUGGAUGUUCUUCAUCCUGCCUGGCGUGACCGAGAGGAAGUUCAGCCAGAACCUGGUCGCGCAGCUGUGGUAUUUCGUCAAAUGCGUGUACUUUGGGCUGUCUGCCUACCAGAUCCGCUGCGGCUACCCUACUCGGGUCCUCGGCAACUUCCUCACCAAGAGUUACAACUACGUCAACCUCUUCCUGUUCCAGGGGUUCCGCCUUGUCCCUUUCCUGACGGAGCUGAGGGCUGUGAUGGACUGGGUGUGGACAGACACGACCCUGAGCCUGUCCAGCUGGAUCUGUGUGGAGGACAUCUAUGCUCACAUCUUCAUCCUCAAGUGCUGGCGGGAGUCGGAAAAAAGGUACCCGCAGCCCCGGGGGCAGAAGAAGAAGAAGGUGGUCAAGUACGGGAUGGGGGGCAUGAUCAUCGUGCUGCUCAUCUGCAUCGUCUGGUUCCCGCUGCUCUUCAUGUCUCUGGUCAAAUCUGUCGCCGGGGUCAUCAACCAGCCCCUGGACGUCUCAGUCACAAUUACCCUGGGCGGGUACCAGCCUAUUUUCACAAUGAGUGCCCAGCAAAGCCAGCUGAAAGUUAUGGACCAGCCAAUGUUUAGUAAAUUCAUUAAAACUUUUUCUAAGGACACUGGUGCUAUGCAAUUUCUGGAAAAUUAUGAAAAAGAAGACAUAACAGUUGCAGAACUGGAAGGAAACUCAAAUUCUUUAUGGACCAUCAGCCCUCCCAGUAAGCAGAAAAUGAUACACGAACUCAAGGACCCCAAUAGUAGCUUCUCUGUUGUUUUUUCAUGGAGUAUUCAGAGAAACAUGAGUCUGGGUGCAAAAGCAGAAAUAGCAACAGAUAAGCUUUCUUUCCCUCUUAAAAACACGACACGAGAGAAUAUUGCUAAAAUGAUAGCCGGCGGUGACACAGAAAGUUCCAGGACGCCUGUGACCAUAGAAAGGAUUUACCCAUACUACGUGAAAGCACCCAGUGACUCUAACUCCAAACCCAUAAAGCAGCUCUUAUCUGAAAAUAAUUUCAUGAACAUCACCAUCAUUUUGUCCAGAGACAAUGCGACUAACUCGAACAGUGAGUGGUGGGUUCUCAACCUGACUGGGAACAGAAUCUACAACCAGGAAGCGCAGGCCCUGGAGCUGGUGGUCUUCAACGACAAGGUCAGCCCCCCCAGCCUGGGGUUCCUGGCCGGCUACGGUAUCAUGGGCCUCUAUGCUUCUGUGGUGCUGGUGAUCGGGAAGUUUGUCCGGGAAUUCUUCAGCGGGAUUUCUCACUCCAUCAUGUUUGAAGAACUUCCCAACGUGGAUCGGAUUCUGAAGUUGUGCACAGACAUUUUUUUAGUCCGGGAGACCGGGGAGCUGGAGCUGGAGGAGGAUCUCUAUGCCAAAUUAAUAUUCCUGUACCGGUCACCAGAAACCAUGAUCAAAUGGACCAGGGAGAAAACAAACUGACACCCUGGCCACAGACCGCGAGCCGAGUUAACGUGGGGAUUUUCCAAAGAAAAGAAGAAAAGCACAAUCUUGUCCUGCGAGCUAAGCAUUUCCAGUUUGGCGGAAACAGUCUCUGUGCUGACGGGAGCAGAAGGGCUGGGCUCCCUUUUGCCCCCAGAGCUACGAGCCAAGGCGCUGUUGAAACAUCCUUUGUGUUAAUUCCGUUCCUCUGAAGUCGGGGCUGCUCGCCCGUGGCCGUCCACGGUGCCUCGCGUCCUGAUUGACUGUGUGGAGGAGUUGUUGACAGGUCUGGUCCUCAGAGACACAGAACAGCAAGGAGGAGGAAGAAGAGACCUUCUCCUGGGUGGACAGUGCCCUCCUGGAGAUACCCGGUCAUCGCAAUGCCAUGCCUGGCGCUCGGCUGCCAAGGGGAUGCUGCUGUGGGGAGGGGCCAGGGGACUGCACCCCAAAUAUGCAGCAGAGUGGGGGCUGAAACCCCUACAUACGCUUCUAGGGGGAAAGAGGGAGGGGCCGGUGACCCAUGGUGACGCCAGUGGAAGGAUAAGCCUCAUUCUAAGCAAAAAGAUAACCUUAGUGACACUUACUGCCUUACCUUAACUGACGAGUAAUACGAAAUCUUUCCAUUCAACACCAGUGACUUCUCAGGAAAAAAAAAAAAAGCAGCAAAACAAAGACAUGGACGCAGCGUUGCCGAGGCCCAGCUGGUGGCUCUGCUGGUUCCAGAGAGUUCCUGCUCCCUGUGAAACCCCGAUCCGGGAGACAGACAGAGAUGCCACCCGGUGGAGGUGGGGUCCUUGGACGCUGUAACUUUUGCUGACUGAGGUCUGAGCUCCCCUCUGCCCCCCCAACCCCCACGCUUCCUCCCGUUUCCAUGACUCACAGCAGUGGUUUUUCCAGUAUGUGACGUUUUUUUCCCUGUUUUUCAGGUCUCUCAACGAGUUUACAUAUUCCAAUUCAUAUUUUUACAUCUGAGACGGGUUUUUUUAAGUUCAUAAUUAUGAAAGAAAUAUGUAUAUUGAGCUUGGGGAAAUAAACAAACGGCCUUUUCUUAAAUUAUUAUUAUGGGUCAUACAACGUCUUCAUGAAAUAACAAUGUAGCAUGAAAAAUUGAUGAUUGACAUGUAGUUUUCAUUCCAUAUUAAAGGACAGUUUCUGAGAAGAAUCAUUGAGUGGACUAGAAUAUGUCCCAAAUAAUUGACCCUCUGUAGUUUGGGUUCGGGACUGACUGAGAAUAAAGCACAUCCUGCAAAGUCACUUUAAGAAUACUCUUCCUUCUGCCUUGUUGCAUGAAAUAGGAGAAGCAACUCUUCUGUACUGUGUGCCCAGAGCUAAGAACCCACUUCUGGUGGGUUGGUUGUAUUGUCAGUUUUCUCAUGUGUGUGCUCAAGGGGAUUAAUAAAAGCAGAAAUGACUGGUAAAAAAUAACCUUCCCAGGAGGAAACCAUUACAGUGAAUACAGAGCUUUUAAAACAUAUCAAAGUUCAAACAAUGCCCAGUGUCUUCUGGAAAAUCAGUGCAGAUCUGCACCUCAGCUGUGAAUGCCUGGAGCCUCCCGGCCCACUUAGGGUAAAUGCUUGUCGUCAUAGCAAUAAAUUCCAAGCACUCAGGGACCUCCUCA